Messenger RNA from Pelecanus crispus (Dalmatian pelican), 1734 nucleotides. The record is from RefSeq and is a predicted model, not a curated record. NCBI's taxonomy places the organism in Eukaryota, Metazoa, Chordata, Aves, Pelecaniformes, Pelecanidae.
CAAAUUGCCUUCAAGAACCUUGUUCAGCGAAACCGUCAAGCAGAACAACAGGCAAAUCGACCGCCACCUUCCAAUUCUGUCAUCCAUUUGCCAUUUAUCAUUGUGAACACCAGCAAGAAGACAGUGAUUGACUGCAGUAUUUCAAAUGACAAGUUUGAAUAUCUAUUUAAUUUUGACAAUACUUUUGAAAUCCAUGAUGAUAUAGAAGUACUAAAACGAAUGGGAAUGGCUUGUGGGCUAGAAUCUGGAAGCUGUUCAGCAGAGGACCUAAAAAUUGCAAGGAGUUUGGUUCCUAAAGCUCUGGAACCAUAUGUGACAGAAAUGGCUCAGGGAUCAAUCAGCAGUGUAUAUGUCACAUCUUCAUCAGGUUCUGCAUCAAAUGGCACAAGAUUUUCAGCCAGUGACUUUUCCAAUGGUGGAGAUGGGAUGUUGGCUACAAGUUCCAAUGGAUCUCAGUACAGUGGCUCCAGAGUUGAAACACCAGUUUCUUAUGUUGGGGAUGACGAUGAUGACGACGACGAUUUUAAUGAAAACGAUGAUGACGAUUGAUGCCCUUUGCUUGUAGACUAUUUUUUGUUAAAAUUCAGCAAGCUUCAGGAGUAAAUUGUUCUAGGGAGAAGUGUCUCAAAUUACUUUGCCCCAUCCCUCAAGGAGAAUAUUGGUAAGCAGUUCUGAGUUUAGAAAUUGCACCUCUGAUAAGCAAACAAGGAUUGUUUUACGUAGGAUAUUUUUAAAUGUGGUGUGGAUGUGUGUUUUUGAUACCAGUGUGUUAAUGCAGAGCCUUUAUUUACUCUUGUUUUAGGGGGUUUUGGUUUGUUGGUUGGUUUUUUGUUUGGUUUUUUUUUUUUUUACUUGAAGGAAAAUGGAUUUUGCCCCAUAUGUUCUUGCGAAGUUUGCUAAAGAAAAUGUAGACACAUCAUUGAGAAAUAAAAUGCUAUCCUUCUGUGGAAAAUGAAUACACUGAAUGGCAAUUUAUUUGGAGUGUAUUUUGAUUAUGCCACUUUUUGAGGGAUAGUGAGCUAAUGUAGUAGCGUUUUUGUUAAUCACGCAGUGUCCAAAGAACCAAACAAGAAAGAUACGUCCUACUUUUUUACAUGUUAAAUUCCAGAAAUGUUGUGAAGUUAUUUUCCCUUAAAUUAUAUCUAACAUUAUGAUUCCAUCAAGUUUAUAUACUUUUCACUGUAUGUUGGGACAUAUGAAUUAAAAAGUUUUUGGCAAAUGUUUACUGCCAGUUGGUGCAGCUAUAUAAAAUGUCUUGAAGGUUUGGAAUGAUUUAUUGCUUAUGGUAAAAUUUGCCUGAUUUCUUACAGGCAGACUUUGGAAACUUUUUAUUAUAUAGUUGUUUACAUACUUAUAAGUCUAUCAUAUAAAGACAUGUACUGAAACAAAUGUUUGUAUUUGUUUCAUAAGCAUCUUCCUGUAAUCUAUUAUAAAGUUGAAAUUAAAUAUAGAGAAUGUUUUACGUUUUUUAACUCAAAAUUUGUCAAUCAUUUUUAAUAGUUCAUUUUUAUAAAAGGAAUUUCAGGGCAGGUGGUAGUCUUUUUAAAUUUAUUCACAAACAAUUAACUGCACAAAUACUGUCAGCUGCCUAUUCUAAGACAGUAGUCUUUCUAUUGAAACACAAAUAAACUUUUCUGUAAUAUUUUAUGGAAUAUAAAGAGACUAUAAUUGUUUUACUUGUUUAACCUUGGCACUGUUAGUUUUUAUUAAUAAAACGCGCAUGGGCAUUUUUAA